Molecule: messenger RNA, 401 nt
Organism: Empidonax traillii (willow flycatcher)
Lineage: Eukaryota; Metazoa; Chordata; Aves; Passeriformes; Tyrannidae
Product: unconventional myosin-Vb-like
Exons: 3
Molecular function (GO): GTPase binding
Source: RefSeq, a predicted model, not a curated record
AGGUGUUCAAGCAGAUCUUCUACGUGAUCAACGCAGUCGCCCUGAACAACCUGCUGCUGAGGAAGGAUGUCUGCUCCUGGAGCACGGGCAUGCAGCUGAGGUUUAACAUAAGCCAACUGGAGGAAUGGCUGCAUGGGAAGAACCUGCAGCAGAGUGGAGCAGCACAAACUUUGGUGCCCUUGAUUCAGGCAGCACAGCUUCUGCAGCUGAAGAAGAAAACCUCGGAGGACGCCGAGGCCAUCUGUUCCCUGUGCACAUCACUCACGACCCAGCAGAUCGUAAAGAUCCUUAAUCUCUACACUCCUGUGAACGAGUUUGAAGAACGUGUGACAGUAGCUUUCAUACGAGACAUACAGGUAAAUUUAAAGGGCUGUAACCUGGAGGGCACGAAUGGCAUCUGU